UUCUCGGUUUCGGGCAUAGUUCCAACCUCCCAGUUCGCACACGCACCUACGUAGGACGCUGCGGAAGAACAACCGGCUGGAGGAGCCGGAGAUCGAUCGAUGGGGGCGGACGAUGGUCGUCGCGACGACGACGGCUGGCAGUGCCGGCCGCUGGGGCUCCUGAUCGGCCUGCCGUUCGCCGCCCUCGCGUUAGUGCUCUCGCUCGCCGGCGCCGUCGUCUGGAUCCUCGGGUCGGCGCUGAGCUGCGUGUGCCCGUGCUGCGUGUGCUGCGCGGCGGUGGCGAACCUGGCGGUGGGCCUCGUCCAGAUGCCCGUCAAGGUCAUCCGCUGGUUCAUCAGGCAGAUCCCCUGCUAGGCUGCUCAAUUGUACUUCUGAAGUAAAUGUUGUCAUCUUGUUUUCAGUUGUACUCCCUCCGUCUGAAAUUACUUGUCAUAGAAAUAAAUAAAAGUAGAUGUAUCUAGAAUUAAAAUGCGUCUAGAUACAUAUAUUUUUAUUGUAAGUAUUUCCGGACAGAGGGAGUAGUUUGCAUGCUUGCUGAACGAGAGGCCGGAGAUAUGAUUUGGUCGUGUUUCCUUCCCACGUCUCACCUAAAUAAACGACGCCGCGUAGAGGCAAAACAUGUUCUUUCUCGAGACAUUUUAGGACGAU
This is a messenger RNA of Triticum aestivum (bread wheat), 648 nucleotides long. Its product is annotated as signaling peptide TAXIMIN 2. Bases 100 to 354 code for a protein of 84 amino acids. NCBI's taxonomy places the organism in Eukaryota, Viridiplantae, Streptophyta, Magnoliopsida, Poales, Poaceae. The record is from RefSeq and is a predicted model, not a curated record. The transcript is spliced from 2 exons.